AUGGAGGUGUUGAGCGAAGUGAAGAAGAAAAGGAAAGUGAGGAGGAGUGAAGAAGAGCCUGCCCCGAAGAGAAAGAGGGAAGUGAGGGCAGAAGAGACCAGUAUGGUGAAGGAGGCAGAGGGGGGGAAAGUGAAGGAGACCCCAGGAAGAGUAAUUGCCCCAGAAGUGGUGGACAUUGCCUCAGAGGGUAUGGAAGUCGUUCCAAUAGUGGCGACGAUCGCCGCAGGGGUCGCGAGGGUCGCCCCUGAAGUGCAAGUAGAAGGGGCUCUGCUAAAGAAGGCGGGUGCUGCAAAACUCAAGGCAGAUGAGGCCAAGACUCAGCUUGCAAAAUUGAAGGAGAAGAGUGCAAGUUGGGAGAGUGCCCACGCUGAUCUGCAAGCGGUCAAGGUGGAGCUGGAGAACACACGCUGCCAGGUUGUGUCGCUCGAGUUCCAACUGGCUGGCGAGCAGAAGAGGUUGAAUGAGACCCAAAAAGCCUGUGCGGUCGCGAUCGAACGACAUGAAGAGGCAAUGAGUAGUAAUGAAGAGUUGGUCAGGCAAAAGGAUGAGGCAGACGUGAAGAUUAGCGGUCUGCAGAAAGAGCUGGAGGGCAAGCAGAGAGCCAAGGCGACUGCUGAGAGGGAGACCUUGAAGAAGGAGUUGGAGGCAGAGAAGGCCAAGGCAACUGCUGAAAGGGCAUCCCUGAAGAAGGAGUGGGAGGAAGAGAGGGCUAAGGCAGCCUCUGAAACGGCGAUCCUGCAGAAGGAGUUGGACGAAGAGAGGACGAAGGUAGCCUCUGAAAGGGCGGCUUACCCCGAUCUGUAUGUGGCAGCAGUGGAUCAAUUCAAGGGGUCUGCUGAAUUUCAGAUGGCCGUGGAUGCCGCGGUUGCCAGCAGCUUGGCGAGGGAGGAGUCUGGGGGGGCGGGCCCAUCGAGGACGACUGCUGAGGGGAGAAUUGAAGCGGAAGUGAUUGAGAGCUUCCAGCACUGA
Messenger RNA from Camellia sinensis, 969 nucleotides. The record is from RefSeq and is a predicted model, not a curated record. NCBI's taxonomy places the organism in Eukaryota, Viridiplantae, Streptophyta, Magnoliopsida, Ericales, Theaceae.